Molecule: messenger RNA, 1308 nt
Organism: Malassezia globosa CBS 7966
Lineage: Eukaryota; Fungi; Basidiomycota; Malasseziomycetes; Malasseziales; Malasseziaceae
Exons: 1
Coding region: 1-1308 (435 amino acids)
Biological process (GO): uroporphyrinogen III biosynthetic process
Cellular component (GO): cytosol
Molecular function (GO): uroporphyrinogen-III synthase activity
Source: RefSeq, a predicted model, not a curated record
AUGCCACAUCGAUCAAAGCCGGUUAGCGUUUUGCUCCUGAGACAGCCAGUGUCCGUCCUGCAGGGCACAGAUCCUUAUCAUGAUACGUUUGGCCCUUUUUGUCUACCAUCGUUUGAACUAUCCGCCCUGGACACACGCAGCUCGACGCCAGGUUCACCGCGAUCCGAACCACAACAGCAAUCUGCUUGGGGAGACAUUUGCUAUCGCACUGCCAGUGGUAAUGAAAAGGGGCUUGAUAAUUCUGCCAAAGAAGAGUUGAAUUCUGCACGUACAGGGCCCGAGUCUACAAGCAAACACGACUACCUUAUGACGCAUCACAUGUACAGCACAGAGUCGAACCAGCGUGAAUUUUGUAUUACAAGCUUCCCGAUCCUCACACAUCAAACCGUGCAUAUCAACGAACUAGAAGGCAUCAUACAUCGUGUGCAUGAGCGCUCCACAUCAUUUGAUGGCAUCGUUCUUCCGAGCCAAAGAGCCGCACAGGCCUAUCAUGACACGUGUAUACGUGUGUAUCAACAAAUGGCAUCUCAAGGAAAUCAUAAUAAUCUUAGCAAUACUUCUAGUGCAUGGAGCAGCAUGCCAUUCUACGUCGUAGGACCUGCGACGGCCAAGUAUGUGCGUGAGAUGGCCGUGCCUGCUGCAUUCAAGCCCAGUCAUGUGCGCGGCGAACAAGCAGGGAAUGCCGAAUCUCUUGCCCGUGAUGUUAUUCUUAAAGACAUUCAUACACUUGGAAAGCCAUGUGAAUUUUUGUAUCUAGUCGGUGACAAGCGAUCCAGCAGCUUGCUCGACACCCUACGGGCCCACCAUGCUCCUGCCGCGUUACAUGAGCUGCUCGUUUAUGAAACAAGCAAACAUCCUCGCUUCGAAGCAAAUUGCGCUCUCCUUGAACGCGACUUGCCAGAGCACAUGUCAACUGCAUCUUCUAGCCGUCCCUCGAGUUUCUCAUCGCAACUCCGUCGUGAGGGACUCGUCAUGACUGGAUACGAGCCCGUUGCAGCCGAACAUGAACUAGAGACAGACCUUUGGUUACGGCCACCCAUUCAAUCAAUGGAGUCAUUCCAGCCACCUCAGCCAGCACAGCCAAAUUGGAUUGUAUUUUUUUCGCCGAGUGGUGGAAACUAUGCCCUGCCUGAGUUGACACAGCGCCGGUGGAUUGUGCCGUUUGAGAGAGAAACGGGCUCCAAAGUGGCAUGCAUUGGUGCAACAACGGCCCAAUGGGUGCGCCAGAACCUCGGGUUCGAACCGCAUGCUAUAGCUGCACGGCCGACCCCCGACGCAUUACGAAGUUGCAUCACGGCGACCAUCUAA